Molecule: messenger RNA, 2298 nt
Organism: Arctia plantaginis
Lineage: Eukaryota; Metazoa; Arthropoda; Insecta; Lepidoptera; Erebidae
Source: the annotation of a GenBank genome assembly
AUGAUUACAACCGAAGAUGUCAACAAACUAUUUAAUGAAGUUCUCUUGGAGAUCUCUCAAAAUAUCCGUUCAAUGAUGGAGGAGCUCUGGUUAAACUGGUCACACCUUGGUGUGGAUGACACCACUAAAGUGAACAACAUCACUAAACUGGUGCAGAUUGAGAAGGAACUCCAUCGGGAUGUCAUCUCUGAGACCAGACAGAAGCUGAAGACAAUGCAGGGACAAGUUGACAAAUUAAAGGAGGAAACUGAAGAAUUAAGCAGAUGUUUGUCUGUUGACAUCACAAUUCUGGACUUAAAGAAGGAAAUGAUGUUAGCUGAGUACAAGAGAGAAUUGGAAGAGCAGAUUGCGGGAUAUAGGGAGCAGGUGGAACAGCGUAGAAUGAAGAUGGAGAGGUUGCUGGAAUGGCAACGUGAUCUAGCUGAUAAGCUCGGUGUCACCAUCCAGGAGUUGCAGGAAGUACCACUUCCAUCUGAAGAAGACCUGGACAGGCUUAAGGCACACCUAGAAAUGCUCCAGGCUGAAAGGGAUAAGCGGGCUGAGAUUUUCUUGAAUAUUCAGGUUGAAAUCAAGGAUAUUAUGGAUAAGUUAAGAAUCAAGCCACAGAACAAGUUUGAACACAUUGUGACCUCAUCACUGUCUGUGGACUUCAAGGUUACAGAUCUCAAUAUGGACCGGCUUUCUAAACUUCAACAAGAUCUUCAAGAGAAAUAUGAUCAAACUAAUAACAGAGUAUUGGAACUUCGUGAACGCCUCGCCAAACUGUGGGACUGCUUAGAUGAAGACCAAAUCUAUCGCGAGAACUUCUUACAUGCACAUCCUGGUUGUCAUCCACAGACUGAAGCUGCCAUCAAGGAGGAGAUUAAGCGCUGUGAUUUAAUUAAGAGGCAGAAGAUUCAGGUGUUCGUGGCCAACGUUCGUACUAAAAUAAAACUAAUGUGGGACAGUGUGAUGUAUUCGACACGUGAGCGUGAAGAGUUCGUGCAUUAUUAUCAGGAUAUAUUUACUGAAGAUACUUUAACACUACAUGAGUUGUAUCUUGAGAAGAUCACUAAGUUCUACAAUGAAAAUAAACACAUUUUUGAGUUGGUGGUGACACGCAAGAACCUCUGGCUGAAGAUGACUGAGCUGGAAGCGCGCGCCACAGAACCGGGCCGGUACCACAACCGCGGGGGACAACUCUUGCGUGAGGAGAGAGAGAGGAAAGCUAUUGCCAGUAAUCUACCCAAAAUCGAAGCACAAAUUCGUGAGUUGGUGACCGAGUACGAAACUAAGACCGGAAACACCUUCACCGUCGACGGCAAGCCUCUACUUCAGCUCAUGGAAGACGAAUGGGAAAAUCGAAAAACUGAGCGGCACCAGAAGCUGUCGGCGCGCAAGCAGGCGCACACGCCCACGACGCCGCUGUUCCGCUCGCUCGCCACGUCGCCGCUCGGCAAGCGCAACCGCACGGCCGCCGGCUUCACCGCCACCGCCGAAAAGAACAGGCCGCCGUCGAAGCGCCAACUUAUAACGGGCAGCGCCAAUAAAGCUGUGACUACAAUCACGAAUAACUUGUCGGCAUUAAAGCGGUCUGCUAUGUCGACUGUUAAAAGGCGUAUAAGCGGGCGACUGGCGGCAAGGGUAGUCGCAGAGGGGAGACUUGGUCCUGAAGCUAAGAGGAAACUUGACUAUGGAGGUGACCCAAAGAAGACUCCGAAGACGGUUAAUGGCAGUAUUCUAAAACAUAAGCGAACGUCCCAUGGGAAGCGUCGCAGCACAGGGCGUCCUUCGAUAAACACCACUCGCUCCACAACGUCGCAAGAAGAAUCACGCACCACGAAGCCGAAUCCUUUGAUGGAGACUACACUUCUUACCACUUAUACCGAUUUCAAGGAUGGAAUCAAUGAGAAACAGAUAAGCCGCAGCUCGAUGGCUAACCCGAAGCAACACGAAACCGUCCUCCCAAACAUCGUGUACCAUCACAUCGAUGAGAAUACCACCCCAAAAAAAACUCCGAGGGUUAAAACACCAUUGACGCCUAAAGUCGGGAAAGAAAAUAUACAACAAGUUAAUAUGCAUAUGACACCUAAAAGCAAUCUCAUGUAUACACCCACGAGACUUACUCGGUCCGCACUCAAGCUAAAUAACGACGGCUUCGCUACACCUCGAGCUCCCCUUAGCGCAAACAAAGUCAACCUUCAAAGACAAAACACAGUCUCUAGUUUAACUGUUAAAACUACCCCCAAUAAUAAUGUUAGCAGGUCUAAGUCUCACUCGCAUUUAGUGCGAGCUAAAAACUUUCCGCCUUUAAUUUAA